Messenger RNA from Astyanax mexicanus (Mexican tetra), 5452 nucleotides. It is a transcript of the gene nectin3b, whose product is annotated as nectin cell adhesion molecule 3b. The transcript is spliced from 6 exons. Lineage: Eukaryota; Metazoa; Chordata; Actinopteri; Characiformes; Acestrorhamphidae. Gene Ontology annotation, cellular component: adherens junction; apical junction complex. The record is from RefSeq and is a predicted model, not a curated record. Gene Ontology annotation, biological process: heterophilic cell-cell adhesion; symbiont entry into host cell; homophilic cell-cell adhesion. The coding region runs from base 54 to 1805 and encodes 583 amino acids.
GGGAGAGAGAGCGCGCGAGCAGCAGCAGCAGCAGCAGCGGCGCGUGCGGUGAUAUGGCGCUAAGAAUGAGUACAGCCCGCUAUCUCAGGAAUAACCCGAUCCAGCCGGGGAGAGCGCUGACCGCGCUGAUCCUGCUCUGCACCGUGUCCGGUGUGUGCGGCAGUCAGGUGAUGGUCCCUCCGAAGGUCAGUGCGGUGUUGGGGAAGAAUGUGACUCUGGGCUGCAGGAUCCAGGUGGACUCUAAUCUGAGUCUGACUCAGAGCUCGUGGGAGAGGAAGCUGCCCACAGGUUCCAUCACUCUGGCCGUGUAUAACCCCAUGUUCGGCAUCUCCAUCCCACCAGAGUACAUUCGCCGUCUGUCCUUUCGCUCACCCUCAACCCAUGACGCCACCAUCGUGCUGGAGGACGUGGGCUUUGCUGACAUCGGCAUCUACACCUGCAAAGUGGCCACGUUUCCUCUGGGCAACACUCAAGCUUCCACUACGGUCAGCGUGCUCGUGGAGCCCAAGGUUUAUGUAUCGGCCGGAUCCACGGCUCUGAUGGACGGUGGGAAUGACACUACGGUGGCGACCUGCAUCGCUGAGCGCGCUCGACCGCCGGCUGAGGUUUCCUGGGAGACGGAUCUGUACGGCACGUCCGAGGCGCACAUGGCGGACGACGCUAACGGCACCACCACCACUCAGGUGCACUACAACUGGCAACCCACCCGCCACUCCCAGGGGCACACACUCACCUGCGUGGUCAAACACCCGGCACUGCAGAGCAACUUCAGAAUCCCUUACAUCAUCAACGUCCAGUUCGCCCCAGACAUCCAGGUGGUGGGCUACGACGGCGACUGGUAUGUGGGUCGAGAGAGCGUCCAGCUGAUGUGCCGAGCCAAGGCCAACCCACCGGCGAACCACUUCAGGUGGAUCAGGUUGGAUGGGGAUAUGCCAGAGGGAGUGGAGGUGGUGAACAACUCCCUAGUGUUCCUCAGGUCUCUUCAGAGGAACGACUCUGGCGUCUAUAGGUGUGAGGUGGGAAAUGACAUCGGCCUGCGCAGCCGCGACAUCAGCGUGCGCAUUCAAGAUCCUCCUUCCACCACCGCUAAGCCUCCCACAACCCCCGUGCUCCUUCUAAACGCUGGCAUCUCUGUAACGGCGCCUGGCAAUAAGCAGAGGGCACUCUUCACCUCUCCCACCCUGGCGCCGCUUCACGAAGGCAACCUGGGCACCAUAGUGGGCGGGGCUGUGGGCGGAGCCCUCUUCCUUCUGCUGGUGCUGGUCCUGGGCGGGAUUUAUUUCCAGCGGCAGCGGCGCACCUUCCGCGGCGACUACUACACCAAGCAGUACAUCGGCCCCUCGGACAUGCAGAAAGCGCCGCAGCCCCACGAGCUGCAGCAGGUCUACAGCAACGACACGGACCGGUCCAGCCCCGACUCCAAACUCAAACAGAACCACGACGGCAACGGGAGCAUCUACCCCGACAAAGACCGAGAGGAGUGGGGCGACUUCGCCCGCGAGAGAUCGCCCAACGGCCGCAGCCGAGCUUUACGAGAGGCCAACGCCCAACACAACUACCACAACCAUCACAACAACCACCAGAGCUACCACCCCAACCCCCACCCUCACCACGUCAACCACCCACCCACCUUCCACCCCGCCCAGCACGACCACAGGAGCUCCCUCCAGCCGGAAGCUCGCAGGUAUCCUGCUCCUCAAGUCAUGGGCAACGGCUCCCCCUACCUGCCGGAGGAGUGCUAUGACAAUGAGUACGUCUCGCACACGGACGGCUCCAUGAUAUCUCGUCGGGAGUGGUACGUGUGACCAGCCUGAAGCAGCAGGAAGGGACUGCAAAGCGUUAAAAAAAAUGUUUUAAAAGACUUUAAACUACUUUACACGAGGGUAGAUGUAGUAGAAUAUGUAAACUCGUGCACCAUCUCUCUCUCUCUCUCUAAACCCGCUCACUUCGUUUUUUAGUUUUAUCACUUUUCAUUUUCAGGCAUGACCUCUCUCACAAAAAAACACUCAAUUAGAAGUUUUUAAGUCUUUGGGGACCAAAUUGUUAUAUAACUGAAACAACUGAGACAUUUUGUCUUAUCAGUAAUGAAGAAUACACUCUGUAGAAUUAAGAGAGGGUAUUUCAGUUUGAGUGAUUUCAGUUUAGUUUUUUUUUUUUUACAGAUAACAAAUAAAUAUCUUGAGUAUUUAAACAGAUUAUUUUUUUUUUCUCUAUUCAAUCAAUCUGUACAAAUUUCUUGUCAGUUUAUUGGAAAGCGGGAUGCGGCAGCGAAUGGGAGAGAAGCGAUUUAGACGGAUGAGAGUGUUUCGAAUGGCAGCGGCGUGAUGGACGAGUUCCCAUCAGUUGCCUGAACUUUCAGUAAUCUCAUCAUUCUAAUGGAAACAGAAAUUAGCCCCUGUCAACAGGGUGGCGGUUUCCAUGGCAACGUUUAAUUCUCUUCCCCAGGCAUUCGGAGCAGGGAGGGGGAGAGGGAGGGGCCGGGCGAGACGGGCUGAAGUGCACUGGAGCACAGAGCGAGAGAGAGAGAGAGAGAGCGAAAUGAUAGAGAGAGCGACUGCAACUACGGCACAGGGGAGGCUUUAUUCAGGUGUAUGUAUGUGUUUGUGUGUUUGUUUCACUGCUCCAGUGUUCAAAUAUCAAAUAUAUGAGGUUAAUCAAUCAUUUAUUGCAUAGCAGAAAUUACAGCCAUCGCUGUCAGUAUCAUUCUUCAACACUGCCCAGUGUUAACGCUGAUUAGAUUGUUCCAGAUCAACUAACAGCCGUUUGAUGUGACCUGUGGUUCUGAAAUCAAGUUAUGGUGCCUUUCUCUUAGAGCGCGUGUGUGUGUGUGUGUGUGUUUGUGUAUUAGGGCUGCAACUAUUGAUUAUUUUGGUAGUCGACUAAUCUAAUGAUUCCUUUUUUUGAUUAAGUAAAAUAAAAGAUAUGAAAGAAAGAGCAAAACGUGGGAUUUACUCAUGGGAUUUUACUUUUUAAAUGGCCAGAAUGUGUUUAAACACGUGGAAAGUGCUGAUGUUCAGUAGUUUAUAGGAGAAUUCCAGUGUAAAAUGGAUUUUAGGUGUAUUAAAAUGUGAUUAAAAAUUACUUUUGUGUACCUUUGUUGAAUGGCUCUCCUCCGCUCUCCUGCAGCUUUCUGAGAUCCAGCAUUUUGUACACUUUUGUGCCCAAAUGGGGCAUAUUCUUGCACCUGCAGAUAAAUCGCCUUCAUUCCACUGUUAUUCAGGCUCGAAGUAGCUCCACACUUCAUUGGUAGAAUCCAGAGAGCCCUAAUAUUUAAAACAGGCAUUUAGAGCUUUUAAACUGGACAAGAAGUUUAUUAGCCAAUAGCGUAGGUAAAUCUCUGGGCGCAAUAAGUCAACUGUUGAGCAUGAUCGAAUAGUAAAACAUUUUGAGCAAUUUUUAUGCAAUGUGUUGUUGGUUCUUUGCAUUCUUAUAUCAACAGUAAACAGAUAUUUUCAACAACAGCUGCAAUUCAUGCAUUUCCAAGGAAUUCAUCAUCAUCUGCUCAACUAUCCUACCUAUUCACUUUCAUGCUCGACAGUUGACUUAUUUUGUCUUACAUUUAAGAUGGCGGCGCCCAGAGAUUUAACUUCGCUACAGUUAGAAAACAGUGGCUUUUAAUAAACUUCUUGAGCAGUUUUAAAGUUUUUAAUGCCUUGUUUUAAAUAUCAGAGCUCUCCGGAUUCAUCCAAUGAAAUGUGGAGCUACUUUGAGCCUGAAUAAGGGUGGGAAAAAGCGAUUUAUCUGCCCCAUCUCACUCUUUCUAAAAUCUAAGAUCUCAGAAAGCUGCAGGAGAGCAGAGUAGGGCUAUUCAACAAAGAUAAGUACUUUUUAUCAUGUUUUAGUACACUAAAAGUCAAUUUCACACUGGAGUUUUCCUUUAAAAAAGUGCAAUCUGUUGUAUUUGGACACUUUUGGAGACUAAGUUGAAUAAAUUAAGUGUAAACUGUAUAAGUGUCUCAGAUUUCUUUCUCAAAUUGACGAUUAGUCGACACUUAAAUGAAACACUUUGCUGAUUAUAUCGACUAAAUGUUGCAGCUCUAGUAGUGUGUAUGCGUACAUAUGUGUGUGAAUGCGCGUAUAUCUACGUAUGUAUGUGUGUGUGUGUGUGUGUGUGUGUGAGUGCAUAUAUGUGUUUAUAUGUGUGUAUAUGUGAACACAGUCUGUAUGUGUGUAAAUACAGUAGGUGUUAACCUCCGCGGUAUAUUUGAUAAUGGAUUCAGCUCUCUGUGUGUAAUAGUGUUCUACAUCUCUGGUUCAUUCAGAUUCAGAUUUCGUGCAGUUGCGUUCACAUGUUUGUCUCUGAAGUGAGUUUGCUGACCUGGGAACAGUUUCCUGAAAGGAUCUUAGCAUUAAGAUCAUGGUAACAUGGAGAGAGAGAGAGCGGUAGAGAGAGAGAGAGUAUAUAGCAUAGUCAGUGUGAUGCUCUCUCGCCCAUCUACAAAUCAUCUUUGUGCUAAGAAGCUUUAGGGAAGCCCUCACCAGGUUUGAAGGAGAGUAAUAAAUAAUUCUCUGUUUUUCCUACAGCUGUGUCUAGGUCAGGGAGAUGAUUAGCAGUGCCUUAUUGUGAAGGUGCAGAUCAUUUACAGUGGCAUUCUGCAGGCAGUGGCUAUCACGGUCCUUCAUUUCUGGGGGACAUGAGGGGAAAUGAGGGGGAAUGAGGUGACGCAGCCAGUCCAGGUGCACCAGGGAGUGUCUCAGACUGGGCUGUUCUGUUCCGGAUCAUUUCCUGCUACUAUUUGCCGCCUUUGCCACCUUGGAAAGCCUUUUUUUUCGUGCGAUUGCUUGCGUAUGAUUGCUUGUAUGAUUUUUGUUUUUCUCUCGAAUAGUUGGACAAUAGCAUAUUUUGCUCACAGAAUACGACAUUUGUGACACUUAAGUUGCAAUGCACAAAAGAAAAAAAGGAAAUUUUGAUUUUUUUUUGUUAGUAAUAUCUCUUAAGUGUGUGUACAGAUGGAGGGGGUUCAGGUGUGAACAGAACAAAUGAACAGAAGAAGAAGUUGAGAAGAAGUGGUUUAUGUGUAUGUUAUGUUUUGGCGAUUCAAAAAAAAAAAAGUCUAGUUUUGUUUUUUUUGUUUUUUUAGUUUGUUUUUUUUUUUUGUUGUUUUUUGUCUGAUUCUACAGUGAAGCACGUUACAGCACACCUCCUGCCACUUACUUCACUGAUUGUUCCGAGUGAUUAGGUUCAGAUCUGUUCAGGUUCAUUGAGCGCUCGCUCGCUCUCUUCGCCAGAGCAUCUCGAUCACUUUUUUCUUUUUCUUUUUGUACAGAAGAGCUACUGUAAAAAAAAAAAAGUAAAAAUAAAUAAAUAAAAUAAAUGUUAGAAUUGAAAAACGGAAAGAAAAUGAUUCAGAGAUGAACUGUAUGGACCGUACGGAGCAUUAUUUUGUAAAAAAAAAAAAAAAAAACUUUUGGGAUACAUUUUGUUUUCAAAUAAAGCACCUUUUUUCUGUGA